CCAAAAUCUCGUGAAAUCUUGCCGGAUGAGCGUUGCUUUUAGUAACUUACUCGACAUCCAACCUAAAGAAGGAUUUUCAGAAAUCAUCUAAUUCAACCAUCAGAAAAUGAUUUAUACUGCUGUACAAAUGAGUUUGAAUGAACCAGAUAAUGAAGAGACAUACACCACUGCCUUAUACGACUAUGAGGACUACUACAAUGUAGGUGUUGAUGAAUCUAUGUUAUCCUGUGAUUAUGGAGUUCAUGCAUCCAACAUCCUGCCUGUGUUAUACUCUCUGUUCUUCGUGAUGGGCCUGUUGGGUAACCUGCUGGUGUUAUGGGUGAUGUUGAUGGGUGUAAAGCUGAGAAGCAUGACUGACAUCUGUCUCCUGAACCUGGCAUUAGCUGAUCUCCUGCUGGUCUCCUCUCUCCCUUUCCUGGCUCACUAUGCCAGAGAUCAGUGGGUCUUUGGAGGCCUCAUGUGCACCAUGGUUUUAGGCGUCUAUCACAUUGGAUUCUACAGUGGGAUUUUCUUUGUUGUACUGAUGAGUGUUGACAGAUAUUUAGCUGUGGUUCAUUCUGUGUCUGCGCCAAAGAUAUAUGGGAUCUUAGCCAGUGUGGUCAUCUGGAUCAUUGCUGUUGCAGCAUCGUUUCCUGAGCUUAUGUACCUGCAAACAAAUGAACACAAUAAUAAAACAUACUGUCAGUCUUAUCCAACAGAUGAUCACAACUCUCACCAUUUUGCAAACACUGUUGGUAUUAUUAAGAUGAAUGUUUUAGGAUUAAUUAUUCCACUGUGUGUAAUUGUAUUUUGUUACUCAAUGAUUCUUCACAGACUCCCAACAGUUCGCUCUUCCAGGAAACAGGCCGUGAGACUUGUCAUUGUAGUGAUGGUUGUCUUCUUCUGCUGUUGGGCUCCAUAUAAUAUUGCAGCUUUUAUGAAAGCAUUGGAGCUAAAUAAACUCAUAGAGACAUCCUGUGAAAAAAGCAAAGCAAUCACUCUUAGUCUUCAGAUCACAGAAGCUCUGGCUUACUCACACAGCGGCUUAAAUCCCAUUCUCUAUGUGUUUGUAGGAGAGAAAUUUAGAAAACACCUUUUCAGACUCCUUUACAAAACACCCAUCAGCAGAUUACAGUUCAUGAAGAGAUACCUUACACAGGCUACAGGAUUGGUUUAUUCACGUACAACCAUUGUGGAUGAGAUUUCUACAGCAGUGUGAAUGGAGAUAUAAUAAAAAAACUGUUAAAUGUGGGACUUUUAGAAGAAUCUCUAGAAAGAAAUGCAAUAUAAUAUACAUAACUAGAUUAUUAGUGGUGUAAAGACCUAAGAGGUUUGCGCUCACCAAGGGGCAACCUUCUGAUCUUUCAGAUGAAGCCAAUACAGAAGUGAUUUAAACUGCAAUUCAUCGACUGGCCACUAGAGGCAGGCUCCAAAAGGGAGUCAAUUCCCAUAGACCUCCAUGUUAAAAUGCCCACCUUUACAGUAGAAAAUAAUGUUUACAGCCUGGUAUAAAAAGUGUUUUUGGUCUAGCUAAUUUUGCCCUUGUUGACAACUGUGAGGGGGGUGAAUUAUUUUGUAACUCCUCCGUUUAAAUUAUAUUAAGCCUUAAAGUUUUGCAUAAUUAAGGGCGUGGCCACUUGAGUGGCUUUUGAACUGCCACUGCUGUCACUAAAGUCAAGCUAGGGUGGCGUGGUUUCAGCAACCAGCCACCUCAGCUUCACCCAUGUCCAGUCUCUCUACUCAUUUUCGGAUAUCCGUGAGUGAUGCGCGGUCAGUGUUGGGUAAGUUACUUCAAAAAAGUAAUUAAUUACUGCGGAACGGCGGCGGAGUCAAUCGGUUUCCAUUCAAUUCAAUGUGUGUAUUUCCACUGACUGCGUUCCGAAUCCGUCACAGCUCCGGCCAUCCGCAGCCCUCUGGCACAAAUACGCAGAGCUUCUAUUUUUGACGGAUGCCGGACAGCUCCGCAGGGCGGAGCCAUGAAUUUAUCGCGUGAUCAUACCUGAAUUCACGAGAUCUCAUGUUCGUAUCUGGGCUGGUUUGUAAUAACGUCAUAAUUCAACGUCAUAACGGGCGGAGACAGAACUAGAUAUCGCGCGAUCUUCAUGUGAAUUUGCGAGAACUCACGGGUCCACGUCACUUCAGCACACAGCCGCUCUGCAACAAAUACGGAUCCGGUGGGUAUUGACGGACGGCCGAGUGCGGAGCCGUAACGCUGCGGACCCGCUCUGCAGCUGUUCCGCAGUCGGUGGAAAUUCGGGGUAAGAUCAUCCCGCAGUGCCAGCGUCCUGGACAUUAGAACCUCCAGAGUUGGAAGAAGGGUUCCAAAAUAGCAGUUCUCUUCUCCUUGCAAUAGGGACUUUAAGCAACAGCUGGGAAUGGAACGGCUACGGCGACCGGAAGUAUGCUGUCACACCGCCGUAGCCAAGAACGUAAAAAUCACUAAGCAACCGUAAACAGGACAGCGCAACGCGGCAUUUAUUAAUUUACUGAGAUACAAAAAAAUUUCAUUUAAAAAACAAGAGAAGAAUUGCUUUUGGCAUUAAAUGACUUUUUUUGUCAGAUAAAGGGUUUUUCCUAUUGUAUGAUGUAUAAGUCUAAAAACCUAGAUUUAAGCAAUACUUGAAAACGUUGAAUACUUAAAAAUCGUUUAAAUUAGCUUAAAUUUAAAACAUUUUAACACAUAUUAUAUAAAAGACUUGUGGUACAAUCAUAAACUGAUGCAAUUAAAAUGUCAUAUGCCAUAAAACAACAUUUAUUUACAUUAUCUCUCACGUUGUAGCGACUACGGCAAAUCAGCUGUUCUCCCGUAGUAGACCGUUACAGUAGAACGUCGCAAAGUAGCAGUUAAAUUCGCGCAUGCGCAAUACAACGUCAGAAUGCAGUUGCCGUUCCACCAGAGGCUGUUGCUUAAAGUCCCUAAUAUGUCUAGUGCUACAGUGAGUGGCUUUAACACAAUACAAUAUUUCUUUAGAAACAGAUACUCCCGAUCAGUGAAGCAUUUUAUUCCAAACUGAGUGCAAACAGUAUUUAACUCAGCAACCGGCGCGCGAAGCUGCGAAAUCACGCGCAGCUGCACUACGGCUAACGAUUUUAAAGAGUCCGCGUUCACUUUUUUCCUUUAGAAGAAAAAUUGUGAUUUAAAAUUAAAUAAUGAUUCAAUUAGAACUGUUGAACCAAUUUACAAUAUGUAACGCAAGUACAUUAUAAGUAACUGUAAUUAAAUUAUCUAAAAAUGAACAGUAAUGCCUUAUUUUACUUUUUCAGUGAAAAAGUAAUUUAAAUACAGUUACUUAGUAACGCAUUACACCCAACACUGUGAGCGGUAACGCGUGUGCAAGAUGGCGACAGCAGGCACCGCCUACUUUAAGCUUAAAAAAUUAUAUUUAGAAACCUAUGGGUGACAUCACAGACACUACGGCCAUAUUUUUUACAGUCUGUGGCGCUCGCGCAUCAUAUCAAUGUACUUUGGGUAACAAUAAUGUCCUCUCUCAUUUGUCAGUAAAAUAGCGCCUUGAAGUCUUAAAUCAAUUUUAACAGAAAUAAAAACACACUUUUUAUUAUAGAAUACAAUCUGCACAAACAAGUUGACAGUAAAAUUUAUGUGCAUGUUUUCAUUUAGUCAUUUAUUCAAAGCGACUUAUAAAUAAGGUAAACAAUAGAAGCAAUUAGAGCAACACAAGAACAGCAAAACAUAAGUGCAAUAAAACUACAAAUCCAGAUUAGGUACAUGAUAGCGAUUAUUUUCCCUUUUUGGAAUGGCACCACAAUACGUAGCUUGUUGGCAGAGCGCAGGCAGAGGUGCAAAAAUGAGUUAUGCAGUAUAUGCAGUGCAUGGGGCACAGCACGAGGGGGGGCGCCAUUGUGCCAAAGUGUUUAAAAAAUGCUAAAUAGAAUAAAUAACAUUUAUUAACUUUAUUUUAAAAAGUUUAUUGGUUAAAUAUAAUGAAAUUAAUUUUAAAUAAGUUAAUAUAUUAUUGUAUUAUAUCAAGUGUCAACUGCUAACCCUUAGCGUAGACAGUCACAUGACUCAAAACACGAGUUAUUAGGGACGCGUUCUGGGGCAGCAGAAGAGCAGAACUGAAAGUGGGAAAAUUAAAAACAGAGCAGUAAUGUGACUACAGCGAUGUAUAUCUCUGUGUAUAAACAAAGAUCAGUAAACCUAAUCUAUCAUUUUUAACCCCUGUCUUCGAGUUCACUGAUCCUCCAACCAUCAAGCACAAACUUAUUGAGGUCUUCGGUUAAUGCAGACAAGCAGCUGGCAUCAGAAAGCAUUAAUGUGAGUGAACUCUUCAUUCAGAUAUAAUUUCAUAAUUUUCUUAUUCAUAUGGUAUGAUUAGAACAAUAAUUUGCACCAAUUACGUUUUAGCAAAAUUCUUUACUUACUUACUUACUUACUGCCUGUUAUGCCACUCCUGUCUGUUCUGGGCCAGCUUCUGAAUGGUACCCCAAGUGUGGUUCAUGUUCUUUAAUUCUCCUUUUACUGUCCGGCGCCAGGUGUUCUUUCGUCUGCCUCUCUUGCAUUUGCCCUGUGGUGUCCAGUGAAGGGCUGUGCGCGUAAUAUUUUCUUGUUCUCUCCUUUGCAAGUGCCCAAUACACCUCCAUCUUCUUUUCAUGAUGAUGGUCCCAACUGAUGACUGUCCUGAUUGCAACAAGCAAGCAAUUGCUCAUUAGAGAUGGUGUUUGGCCAGAAAAUUCUUAUGAUUCUCCUCAAAUUCUUUGUAUGGAAAACGGAAAGCUUAUUCAAGUCACUGUCGGUUAUCCUUCAGCACUCUGAGCCAUAUAACAGGAUGGAAAGCACACAGCUCUGGUACAAUUUCAGCUUGGUCUUUAUACUAUACUGCUUGGAUCUCCAAACACUAUUCAGCAUUCUAAGGGCAUUUCUGGCUUUGCCAAGACGAUUCUUUAUGUCAAUGUCCGCUCUUCCAUCAUAUCGGAAAAUGCUGCCAAAAUAGGUCAAUUCUGUGGUCAUUGGAAGAUUUUUUCCAUUUACCUGCACUUGUAAGGGAUUUGGGAUGUUGAGUGUCAUCACCUCUGUCUUCUACAGGUUGAUCCUCAAGCCUGUUCAGCAUAUGUAUUGAUGCGGUAUGUCUUCUCCUGGAUGUGCUGAUGUGUGUGGGAGAUCAGAUGCGAUCAUCAAUCAUCAGCAAAGUCUAGAUCUUCAAGUGUAGAGCUGAGGGUCCAUCUCAGACCGCUUGUCUGUUUUUCAGUAGUUCUCCGCAUUACCCAGUCAAUGGCAAUGUUAAAAAGGAAUGCUGACAUCACACAGCCUUGCUUCACACCAGUCUUCACAUAAAAACGCUGGUCGCUGUUUACUACCUUGCAUUUGAAGUUGUUGUUAAAGCUUUUAAUGAGAAGGAUGAUGUCUUGUGGUAUUUCAUAUUAUGGACGCUGUCAAAGGCUUUCUCAAAAUCUACAAAAUUAAUGUAUAGUGCCAUUCAGUGCACUGUUUAAUGAUAUUCCGCAGUACAAAAAUCUGAUCUGUUCCUUUCCGAGGUAUUGGUCAACUGCACCUGAUAGUCGCUGGAUUAUAAAUUUUGCUAGGAUCUCGCUUGGUAUAGACAAAAGAGUUAUUCCACGCCAGUUGUUACAGUUGCUAAGGGUUCCUUUCUUGAGGAUCUUCACAAUUAUGCCAGUCUGUUGGUAUCUGUCUUUCUUUCCAUAUUGCUGUAAAUAGUGGGAGAAGCACUUUGGCAGCAAGCUCUGGGUCUGCCUUGAACCGUUCUGCAUUAAAUUUGUCAUGUCCAGGGGCUUUUCUGUUUUUAAGAGACAUUAUAGUUGCAACAAUCUCUUCCUUCUUGAAUUCAAUUCAAUUCAGUAUUGAUGUCGAGAUCAUGCUCUGCUUCCUGAAUGUCAACGUUUGAUGGUGGUGGUGGCCUGUUUAAAACCUCACAAAAGAACUCAUCCCAGCAGGCGUAAAUUUCUUUUUCUGAUGUUAGUAGUCGCCUGUUUUUGUCUGUAAUUGGUAUGUCUUUAGUUCCACAACAUUUGCCACAGAUUACCUUGGUUAUUUUGUACACCUUUCCUUGUUCUUCCUUGCUAGCUGCUUCUUCAGCCUGGCUUGCAAGGUCAUCCAUAAAGGCUCUUUUGUCUGAUCUUACCAAUCUCUUCACUUCUCUUUCUGCUUGUUGAUAGCUUAGCUUUUUUCUCUCUUUCAGUCUCUCUGAUGUAACGUCUAAAAGCUGUUUCUUCAACCCUCUCCUGGUACUUACGGCCUUCCAAGUCUCUUCUUUGAUCCAUUCUUUUCUUUUCUUUUGUACCCAAGCAUACUUCGCUGGUCUGAAGAUAAGCUGCUUUAAGAUGCUCCCAUCUGGUGUUUACAUCGAUUUCAUCUUUAUUAUGAUUUUAUACAUUUUGUCAACUUUUUACAAGCAAAACUUAAAAUGGUAGGUUGAAUUGACUUGCACAACUAAGUUGUUUUAACUUUUUUUACACUAUACUGUAAUUGUCUGUAUGUUGGGGUUCCUCAGUCUUGCGUUUCCCAUCUGCAGUUAGUCCAUAACGCCGCAGCUCAGCGUCUAACUGGAAAGUGCAAAUGUGAAAGUAUUACAUUGGUCUGACUUCUUUGGCUUCCAGUAAAGUAUAGACCGUUUCAGCAGUAACAACAUAAACAAGCGGCUGCACGUAGCUUCCGGUAAACUCCGCUAAGAAUAAAUAACAACAAAGUUCUUUAAACGUAGUUUAUUUAUAUAACAAGCAAAAAAAAACAACACAUAGGUUACCUAGGAAACCAAAACAUUUGUUAUUUUCGACGAGGCAUUUUUUCAAGAGAUCAGUUUAGCAACUAGUCAGAGCAUUAAAAAAACGAAACCGGAAGUAAGGUUCGGAUCCAGACGUGUAUCACGUGCUUCCAAUAAAACCGUCUAUAGAAUUGAUUUUAAAAUCCUACUGUUUGUUUUUAAAUGUCUUCACAAUCUGACCCCAAUAUACUUAACCGAGCUGUUAGACUCAUUCUUGAGUUAAGAUUGCUUAGAUCUACUAAUUCUGACCUGCUGCAUGUUAGGACAAGGUUAAAAAUAUGAGGUGAAUAGUCUCCCCUCUCACAUCAGAACUACCACAACUCUGUCUGUCUUUAAAUCCACUAUAAAGACCUAAAUACAUCUUCUCAUUGGCAUGUUAUAUCCCUUAACAAGUCUUUGACCUUGUUUCUUUUUUAAGUAGGCCUAAUUCUUGUUGCUGCUACCCAUCAGUCUCAAAAAAUGAUGUACCUAUCGCCACGUACUUUUUUAUUCUUUCUCGUGAUACUGUCACAAAUUUCUGCGUUUUUUGUGAUCGUAUCACGAAUUUCUGUUUAUGUGUCAUUAUCACAUGUUGGUUACUCAACUGCUUUUUCCUAUUUUCAAACCAUUUUUGCUUCGGUUUAGGUUUAGAUUUGGUGUUUGUGUUAGGAUGUCACUUUAAGUAUUGGUUUAUACUAUUUUUUUCUAAUUUUUUUUUAUUUUCUAAAUUUCAAAACAUUGUCACCUGGCGUUAGGUUUAGAGUUGGGUUUGGGUAAGGAUGUCAUUUUAUGUAAAUCUAACCCUAUACCAAAGCGACAAUGG
This is a messenger RNA of Misgurnus anguillicaudatus (oriental weatherfish), 7518 nucleotides long. Its product is annotated as C-C chemokine receptor type 5-like. The record is from RefSeq and is a predicted model, not a curated record. Gene Ontology annotation, biological process: cell chemotaxis; G protein-coupled receptor signaling pathway; immune response. Gene Ontology annotation, cellular component: external side of plasma membrane; membrane. NCBI's taxonomy places the organism in Eukaryota, Metazoa, Chordata, Actinopteri, Cypriniformes, Cobitidae. Gene Ontology annotation, molecular function: C-C chemokine receptor activity; C-C chemokine binding.